Molecule: messenger RNA, 694 nt
Organism: Diabrotica virgifera virgifera (western corn rootworm)
Lineage: Eukaryota; Metazoa; Arthropoda; Insecta; Coleoptera; Chrysomelidae
Product: cuticle protein CP14.6-like
Exons: 3
Coding region: 153-623 (156 amino acids)
Cellular component (GO): chitin-based extracellular matrix
Molecular function (GO): structural constituent of chitin-based larval cuticle
Source: RefSeq, a predicted model, not a curated record
UGUUAAAAGUAUUUUUGUGUAGGUUCUAAUGUUCAGUGGGGAUUUAUGUUUAAUUUUUUGCCAUUAGUAUAUAUUUUGGCAAGACCACAGUGGCUUUGCAUUGUCCGACAGUUGUUUAAACAAUCAAAACAUCAAACAAUCAAAAUAUCAAAAUGAAAGUGCUCAUUGUUGUCGCUUUAAUCGCUGUGGCUUGUGCUGCUGCUUAUCCACAAUACAAUCAAUACCAUAAUUCUCCAUUCCAAGCUCCAGCUCGUGCUGCGGUACAUUCCGUGCAUCCAGUACAUUCCGUGCAUCCAGUACAACCAGUAGCCCAACCCCAACAUCACGCUAGAUCUGGUGCCUACGAUUCAUCCAAAGAUGCUAGAGUUUUACGUUACGACAGUGAAACCAGUGUAGGAAACGACGGAUACAGAUUUGCCGUUGAAACCAGCGAUGGGCACCAAAGAGAAGAACAAGCUGUCCUUGAAAAUGCCGGAACUAAAGAGGAAUCACUCUCUGUAUCAGGAAGAUACUUUUACCCAGGAUUGAACGGCGAAACUUUCGAAGUCACCUACGUUGCUGACAAAGACGGCUAUAGAGCUAGCGGACCUCAUCUACCACAACCCGUUCAAGCCCUUCAUUAAACCAUAAAAUUGUUUUUUGUUGAUAUUCAACAUUAACGCUUAUAAAUAAAAAAAGUUAUAUAUAAUAGAAA